Messenger RNA from Oryza brachyantha (malo sina), 1805 nucleotides. RefSeq names its product choline/ethanolaminephosphotransferase 1-like. The record is from RefSeq and is a predicted model, not a curated record. Gene Ontology annotation, biological process: phospholipid biosynthetic process. Gene Ontology annotation, molecular function: phosphotransferase activity, for other substituted phosphate groups. NCBI's taxonomy places the organism in Eukaryota, Viridiplantae, Streptophyta, Magnoliopsida, Poales, Poaceae. The coding region runs from base 233 to 1402 and encodes 389 amino acids. The transcript is spliced from 18 exons. Gene Ontology annotation, cellular component: membrane.
CGCCACCACUCACCGGCGGCCGCCAUCGCUGACAGAUCCUCCCUCCCACCCGCCUGCAUAAAUUCCUCCGCCAAUCACGUCGCCCCCGUCGCUCCCGAUUCCCCCGGAAUCUUGUCGCUUUCUUUUCGUUCCCCAUUCCUCGUCGUCCUCUCCUCCUUCCUUCCGAUCGGGGAUUCGGAUUUGGGGAUUAGUAUUGCCGGGGUAGGACGCAGCGGCGGCGGCGGCGGAGAGGAUGGGGUACGUCGGGCAGCACGGCGUGGCGACGCUGCGGCGGUACAAGUACAGCGGCGUCGACCACUCGCUCGUCGCCAAGUACAUCCUCCAGCCCUUCUGGUCGCGAUUCGUCAACCUCUUCCCGCUCUGGUUCCCACCAAAUAUGAUUACUCUGACUGGUUUCAUGUUUCUAUUGACAUCAGCAUUUCUUGGCUUCUUUUAUUCUCCUCGUCUUGAUACAGCACCACCUAGAUGGGUGCACCUUGCACAUGGACUGCUUCUCUUCCUUUACCAGACUUUCGAUGCCGUAGAUGGUAAACAAGCAAGGCGUACAAACUCAUCAAGUCCUUUAGGCGAGCUAUUUGACCAUGGGUGUGAUGCGCUUGCAUGUGCUUUUGAGGCUUUGGCUUUUGGAAGCACGGCAAUGUGCGGAAGAGCUUCCUUCUGGUAUUGGUUCAUUGCUGCUGUCCCAUUUUACUGCGCAACCUGGGAACACUUUUUCACAAAUACAUUAAUUCUUCCGAUAGUCAACGGACCAACUGAAGGACUUAUGCUAAUCUAUUUGUGCCAUUUUUUCACUUUCUUCACAGGAGCUGAAUGGUGGGCACAAGAUUUCCGGAAGUCAAUACCCCUGCUAAACUGGGUACCUCUUGUUCCUGAGAUCCCAGUAUAUGGACUUGCAUUGUUUCUAAUGAUUGCUUUUGCUGUAAUUCCGACGAUUGGAUCUAACAUUCACAACGUGUACAAAGUAGUUGAGGCAAGAAAAGGAAGCAUGCUGUUGGCACUAGCAAUGCUCUUUCCUUUUUGUUUCCUGUUGGCUGGAGUUCUUGUCUGGUCCUAUCUAUCUCCUUCUGACAUAAUGAGGAACCAACCACAUCUGCUAAUUAUUGGAACUGGUUUUGCGUUCGGCUUUCUUGUGGGUAGAAUGAUUCUGGCUCACUUAUGUGAUGAACCCAAAGGUCUGAAGACGGGGAUGUGCAUGUCCCUAGCAUAUUUCCCAUUUGCAAUUGCAAAUGCGCUGACUGCACGGCUUGAUGAUGGAAGCCCCCUUGUUGAUGAGCAGCUAGUCCUCCUAAUGUACUGCCUAUUUACUGUGGCACUCUACAUGCAUUUUGCUACAUCUGUUAUCCAUGAAAUCACCAAUGCACUCGGGAUUCAUUGCUUCAGGAUCGCUAGGAAAAAGGCAUAAUUGUGGACCAUGCACAUUGUCUUGCUCUGGUUGGUAAUCAAGCAAACAUUACAUCUAGUCUGCAUGCGGAUGCUGCUCUCUAGACCACAUCUGCAAUUUCCAUUCCAGGGAUUGCUAUAAUCCGAGAUUCAAGUCAGCAUCAAACUUGCGUUGAUAAGGAAAGAACAUCUUUGGAAUAGUUGGAUUUUAUUUGUUGUAUCUUACCUAGAACUUAUCUUUCAAUGAUGCUCGGCAAAACUUGAUUUUUUGGGGGAAAUGUUGAGCUGAUUGGCAGAUGAUACUUUUGUAUUUUUUUUCACAUUGUAGCAUCACCUGAGAUGCAGGUGUACUAUUAAUGCUAAAAAUGAUGCAUAUUAUGAAUUCUGUAUGUGUGCCUUACAUAUAUUCAUGGUCUUUUAUUCUC